AUGGCCCGGCUGGGAGCGCUGCUCCUGACCGCCGCCCUGGGCGCGCUGCUCAGCUUCGCGCUGCUGGCCGCCGCGGUCGCCAGCGAUUACUGGUACAUCCUGGAGGUGGCGGACGACGGCGACCGGCUGUACUCGCACUCCGGACUCUGGCGCACCUGCGAAGGGCAAAACAGCUGUGUCCCCCUGAUUGACCCUUUCGCCAGCGAGGGCCUGGACAUCACCCCUUCUGUGCAGCACCUCCUCUCAUUGCACCGUGCUGUCAUGGUGGUCCUGCCUCUGAGCCUGGUCCUCAUCGUGUGUGGCUGGAUCUGUGGCCUGCUCAGCUCUCUGGCUCGAAGCAUCCCCCUGCUGCUCCUUACUGGUUGCUACUUCUUGCUGGGGGGCGCCCUGACCCUGGUGGGGGUCAGCGUCUAUAUCAGCUAUUCUCACCUGGCCUUCACGGAGACAGCCCGCCAGUACGGCCUGCAGCAUGUACAGGGAGUGCGCAUCAGCUUCGGCUGGUCACUGGCCCUGGCCUGGGGCUCCUGUGCCUCGGAGGUGCUCAGCGGUGUCCUCCUGCUCACUGCUGCCCGAGCCCUCAGCCUGAGCCGGCGCCCAGGGCACCCCCAUUCUGUGGUCAUCUAA
Castor canadensis (American beaver) is the source of this 624-nucleotide messenger RNA. RefSeq names its product transmembrane protein 235 (gene Tmem235). The record is from RefSeq and is a predicted model, not a curated record. Gene Ontology annotation, cellular component: apical plasma membrane. Lineage: Eukaryota; Metazoa; Chordata; Mammalia; Rodentia; Castoridae.